Molecule: messenger RNA, 1559 nt
Organism: Aspergillus brunneoviolaceus CBS 621.78
Lineage: Eukaryota; Fungi; Ascomycota; Eurotiomycetes; Eurotiales; Aspergillaceae
Product: phosphatase PAP2 family protein
Exons: 4
Coding region: 227-1309 (360 amino acids)
Biological process (GO): phospholipid metabolic process
Molecular function (GO): phosphatidate phosphatase activity
Source: RefSeq, a predicted model, not a curated record
GCAGUUCCAGCUCAACACACCCUCGCAUACGAAGACAAAAAGAAAUCGGGAGGUGAAAAGAAUCUGCCCAGCUCCUCUCUUGCUCAGACUUUCUUUUCUCUCAGAAUUAAACUCGAACUUUCUUGACUAGUAUUUAACAACCUCAAGUUUUCUACUUCGUACUGUACAUACUCGAGUACUUUCCUAUCCCGUCAACUUUGGUGAAUGACAUCAUCACCCAUCGGCCAUGGCGCGCAACUCCAACCAGAACGAACAACAACCAUCCUCAGCGGCGACGACAGGAGCAAACGAACUCGGAGCAGCGCAUGUGCGCUUUUCCAAGCGACUGGUCGUCUCGUAUAUCCUUGACUGGAUACUUAUCAUUGGUAUCGCACUUAUUGGCUAUGGAUUCGGUCGUGUCUCUCCCAAUCAGAGGCCAUUUUCCCUCACGGAUCCAAGCAUCUCCUUCCCCCACAGAGACCAUGAUACCGUAUCGGUCAGUGUGGUGGCGGUGGUCGCCUUAAUUGUCCCGGCCGUGAUCAUCGUCCUCGGGGCGCUGCUAUGGGAGUGGAAUGCCGGAUGGCUGGGCCUGGGUAUAUCGCUUGCGGGGGCCUAUAUGGCGACCGAGGGGCUGAAGGAUCUGUUUGGGAAACCACGACCGGAUAUGCUCGCGCGAUGCGAUCCGGAUCUCUCGAAGAUCGGCAACUUCGCUGUCAGCGGCCUGGGAUCCAGACUCGAUGGAGCCCCUACACUGGUCACGUGGGAGAUCUGUCGAAAUCAAGCGCGCGAGUUGGCUGUUGAUGGCUUUUCGAGUUUCCCCAGUGGGCAUUCUUCUUUCGCAUUUGGCGGAUUGACGUAUCUGACUCUAUGGCUUUGUGCUAAACUGUCCAUCGGAUUUCCUUACCUCGCUCAUUCACCGCUUAGCCAGGAUUUGCAGAGACAGGAGCGUAGCACCAUUCGAAGGCAGGGAGCAGCCCCGCCGGUUUACCUGCUCAUCAUAGUCUUCGUGCCCAUAGCGGUGGCGUUCUUCAUAGCUGCCUCACGGUGGUUUGACUACCGCCACCAUGGAUUUGACAUCAUUUUUGGAUCAGUCAUGGGGAUCGUCUUCGCCUGGAUCGGUUUUCGCCUUUACCAGCUUCCCGUGAUGCGCGGCGCAGGCUGGUCUUGGGGGGCGAGGGACAGUAGCCAUGCUUUCUUCCGAAGCGUGGGACUGCCGAGCCAUGUCUGCGCAGACAACUGGGCAACCGCUAAAUAUGCACCGCCAGUGAGAGCAGAGACCAGGGAUCAAGAUAUUGACCUCGAGAGUGGCCGUAAAGCAGCAAGGGAGUAGGAUCCCUACAUCUUAACCAGAUAACAGCGUGUAUCAGGCCAGUGGAAGAUGUGACAAUGCAGGAGUCAUUUGGAAGAUUGCUGUAGGCCAUGGUGUUGUCUUCUGGCGCCCUCACCCUUUUCCCCGUACGCUUAGCAAUGGGAAACGCAUCCCGUCCCGAGGUCAUCAGGGACCCAAUAAUAACCCAGCGUAGUGAAUCCUUGAUUCCAACGGACCGCUUCCAUCACCUCCAUCCUCCUACCCGUCCCUC